Messenger RNA from Nezara viridula (southern green stink bug), 888 nucleotides. The record is from the annotation of a GenBank genome assembly. Lineage: Eukaryota; Metazoa; Arthropoda; Insecta; Hemiptera; Pentatomidae.
UUAUGUUAAGGUAGAACGAGAAGGAUGGACUGUUGCAGGUUACCAGAGAGAUGGAGUAGGUGCCGUGAGUACGCCUAGCUCACCAACAAGUCGGCUGCUUAUGGAGUAUGAAAUGCAUCUUCGCAAUACGUUGGCAAAGGGGAUGGAUGCCGAAAGCUACAGCUUACAUACAUUUGAAGCACUUCUUACCCAAAGCAUGGAAAAUCUUGAAUUUGCUGAACAAUUGCCCUCGGCAAAUACUAGGAGUCCUUAUCCAAAUCGUAGACGUGGUGGUAGUAGCUCAAUGAACAAAUCGUCUACUUUACCUCUACCUCAUAGGCUAAGUCUGGAAAGGCCUGCAAGUAGCGCAGCAGUGAGGGAUGGCUAUUACAGUGAUCGCAAUGAAAUGGCUAGGGAAAGGGGCUAUCUUUCUGAUCAUAAUACUUCAAGUCGUUGUGCAUCCUGCUUGGGUGAAUCUGCCCGAGCGCAAUGGUUCCGGCAUUCAGAUGGUUGGCGUUCCGGGUCAUCAACACUAGGCAGCUGCGGAAGCUAUGCAACAAGUACAACAAGUACUCGUCGCUCUCCAUGGGAUUCUCUUCCGAGUCUCAGGCAUGAAGGAAGUCUCAAUGAUUCAGGAUACAAAAGCAACAGAGCUGACUCCUUUGAACAAAGGUUUGUUGUAUUACAUCAUACUUUUAGGUAGACUAGAUUUCGUUAUUUUCUCAAAUUAAACAAAAAUUAUUGGAUUAGGAAUUUUCAGUCUAUUAUUCUCUUUGCCUUAUUAUUCUUGUUCCAUUAUCUUUCAUGUGUCACUUUUAUAUAGGACCUUCCAAGUUUAUCUAUUACUGAUAAUUUUGGCGUCAGCAUUAUUCCUCUUUGAAUUUCUGUGAAAUCUAAAACUGCAUUGGU